AGACCGUUAUUUCAACGUUUACUCUCCAACCACUUCACUGUGACAAAUCCCAACUCGCCUCAUGAGAAUAUCUUGCUUCAGAAUCCCAGUCUCACCAAUUUACCUCACAACGGUAGUACUGUUUUCUAUGACAAUUCCAGUGUCUAUUCACUAGAAGUUGAACAACAACAGAGGCGUCUCAGUGUGAUCAACAUGCUUCGUCCACAAAGACUUAUAGGUACAUAUAAGAGGCUCGCCAACUGGUACGACUACUACGUUGAUCUCAAAGACGUGAAGAAGAAACAGCGCAAAUAUUAUCAAGAUCAGAACUACUUGAUAGAAAAGUUCCAAGAAAUUGACAACUUUUUGGAUGCUGGAAAGAUUCACUACAAUAUGCUUAGCAACUAUGAGGACUCAAGAAUAUUGGCUACUCACAUGGAAAUCGUAGAAGAAGAGUCGCCAGCACAUUCGCCCACUGAAAUGCAGAAAACUGAUUCUAGAAACUCAAACUACUCCAGAUUCUACGAUGUUCCUGGUAACGUAGAUAAUGAUGGUUCCAAGUUUUUGGGCUAUAAUGAAGAAGAGGAUAAUGCACAGGUAUUAACAGCAAUUUUGGUCAAUUUCUUCAUCAACUUUAUCCUUCUCCUAGGAAAGGGUGUUGUGGCAUUUCUCACAAAUUCCAUCUCGAUGGUAGCCUCAUUGGUAGACUCGAUAUUGGACUUUUUGUCCACUUUCAUUAUCUACAUCGUGAACAGAUUGGCUACGUCCAGUGAUUGGAAGGUGCAAUAUGCCUACCCAAUAGGAAGAUCGAGAUUAGAGCCUUUGGGAGUGCUUAUCUUCUCUGUCAUUAUCAUUCUUUCUUUCUUUCAAGUGGGCCAAGAAUCUUUCAAGAGAUUGUUCAUGAGCACACCAGAAGAGAGACACGUAGCACGGAUUGGAAUUGAUGCUAUUGUAAUCAUGACAAUCACUAUUGUAAGUAAGGUUGGUUGCUGGGCUUGGUGUGCUAGUAGUAAAUCUAGUUCCGUUCGAGCCUUGGCCCAGGAUGCCAUGACUGAUAUUGUGUUUAACACAGUGUCGUUAUUGAUGCCCACAAUUGGUUUCUAUUGUAACAUCUGGUGGUUUGAUCCCUUGGGAGCUUUGUUGUUGUCUGUCUACAUAAUCGUUUCCUGGUGCAAAACUGCUUUUGAACACAUUGACAACUUGACAGGUGCAGCUGCUGAUCCCAUGCACUACAAAGUUGUUCUUUACCUUGCUUACAGAUUUGCGGAACCGAUCAAGCAAAUCACAUCAUUAAAGGUGUACCACGUUGGUGACAAUCUCAAUGUUGAAAUUGACGUUGUAUUUUCUAAUGAGGAGUUUGAAUUGUCAUUCAAAGAUUGUCACGAUAUUGCUGAAGCUCUUCAGUACUCGAUUGAAUCCUUGCCAAUGGUCGAAAGAGCAUUUGUUCACAUUGACUACAUGGAGGGUAAUUUUAAGGGACAUCUCAAAUAA
This is a messenger RNA of Scheffersomyces stipitis CBS 6054, 1470 nucleotides long. RefSeq lists its product as uncharacterized. The transcript has a single exon. NCBI's taxonomy places the organism in Eukaryota, Fungi, Ascomycota, Pichiomycetes, Serinales, Debaryomycetaceae. Gene Ontology annotation, biological process: monoatomic cation transport; transmembrane transport. The record is from RefSeq and is a predicted model, not a curated record. Gene Ontology annotation, cellular component: membrane. The annotation marks the transcript as partial. Gene Ontology annotation, molecular function: monoatomic cation transmembrane transporter activity.